AUGAGAUGGCGACGCGCCCCGCACCGCUCCGGGAGUGCCGGCCCUCGGGUCCCGCGCCUCGGCCCCCUCGCGCGCUCGCAGCCGCCGCUGCUGCCGCUGCUGCUACUGUGGACUGCGGCCCUGGCGCCGGGGGCGGCCGCCGGCGACGAAGUGCCUCCCGCGGGGGCCUCGGUGUGCUACUCGUCCCCGCCCAGCGUGGGCUCGGUGCAGGAGCUGGCUCAGCGCGCCGCGGUGGUGAUCGAGGGAAAGGUGCACCCGCCGCGGCGGCAGCAGGGGGCACUCGAAAGGAAGGCGGCGGCGGGCGAGGCAGGGGCGUGGGGAGACGAGCGUGAACCUCCAGCCGCGGGUCCAGGAGUGCUAGGGCCGCCCGGUGAGGACCCACUGCCCAUCGCCAACAGGACUGUGUCCUCCUGGCCCACAGUCCUAGCGCCCCGCGUCGGCGAUCCCGGGGAAGAGGCGCCUUAUCUGGUGAAGGUGCACCAGGUGUGGGCGGUGAAAGCCGGGGGCUUAAAGAAGGACUCGCUACUCACGGUGCGCCUGGGGACCUGGGGCCAUCCCCCUUACCCCUCCUGCGGGAGGCUCAAGGAAGACAGCAGGUACAUCUUCUUCAUGGAGCCUGAUACCAACAACAGUAACCGCACGCCAGCCGCGUUCAGAGCGUCUUUUCCCCCUCUGGAGACCGGCCGGAAUCUCAAGAAGGAGGUCAGCAGGGUGCUGUGCAAGCGGUGUGGUAAGUUCCUCACCCCUGGGGGCAUGCUUCGACCGGGCAAGGAGGGUGCGAGCCCGGCAUGGCUGCGCACUCACCCGGGGCGGCGGGCGCCGCGAGUUCGACGGCCAAGGAACGGACGACAGACGAGGUAG
Orycteropus afer afer is the source of this 861-nucleotide messenger RNA. Its product is annotated as pro-neuregulin-2, membrane-bound isoform-like. The record is from RefSeq and is a predicted model, not a curated record. Gene Ontology annotation, biological process: activation of transmembrane receptor protein tyrosine kinase activity; cell differentiation; intracellular signal transduction. Gene Ontology annotation, molecular function: protein tyrosine kinase activator activity; chemorepellent activity. The coding region runs from base 1 to 861 and encodes 286 amino acids. NCBI's taxonomy places the organism in Eukaryota, Metazoa, Chordata, Mammalia, Tubulidentata, Orycteropodidae. The transcript has a single exon.